Messenger RNA from Caenorhabditis auriculariae, 1306 nucleotides. NCBI's taxonomy places the organism in Eukaryota, Metazoa, Nematoda, Chromadorea, Rhabditida, Rhabditidae. The record is from the annotation of a GenBank genome assembly.
AUGCUGCGCGACGAUCGAUUCACAGAUACAAUAUCCAGAAACACCUCCGUACAGUCGGCCAUCUCCAGAUUUGAUCAGCAACGGCCGAUCCAGUUGAGCAUGAGGCCGCGGCUAGAGCGCCACAACACCUCUAUGGCGGAUUUCCCUUCUUCUCAAGUUGGCUACUCGAUCCGCGAGUACAAUGGGUCAGCUGAUCCUCCGCAAGCGGUCGUCGUGCCCAUCCCUAGACCUCGUGCUUUGCCUUCGUCUCCCGAUCUGCGGCGCUCCAAAUCCGUUGAUGAACGAAGCUUUGGCCCUACGGUGAUGAUAACCGUCAAGCCGAACGAGGACGAUGUCACAUUUAUGAAGGCCAACUAUGAGAACGACAGCGAGUUGGAACUGCGCAGCUUCGACCAAGGCUUUCGGCCGACCAACUUUGGCAGAGGCAUACAGGGAAUGUACAACACUACCAUGAGCGAAAUCGACGCGUCCACCGUGGACGAGGAAACGUUGCUGAACGCUUUGGGAGUUUCUCCUUUACCAAAAACGUCCGAAAACAACACUUUUCCUGCUAAAAGCAAUGUCAUCUCGCAACAGAAAGAUGUGAGUUUGCUAAUUUUUCUAAUUAAUUUGUUUUGGGUAUGAGUCAUGUAGUUUUGUUUUAUAUUUUUCUUUCCUCCAUCUUUAUCUUUUUGAGAUUAGUCAGGCAGUUCUCCGAUCAUUUUGAAUUUCGCGAAAUCACUUUGAACGCGGCAUAGGUAUUUUUUUUCUUUUCAAUUAUUACUAUUUUUAAUGAAGACAAGAUUGAACUGAAACUUAACAAAAAUUUUUUGUUUUUUGAACUUUAGGCUAUCAGCUGGUGAUCGGAAAAUGAUUCAUUCUUUAUUCCCGCAUUCAACUUAAAAUUGAGAAUGCUCCAAAAAGUUAAAAAGCUAAAGCAUUUGUCGACAGUUUGAAAUGGAUUUUUUUUUUCGAAAAUUUGUAUAUACUCAGAGUUUUCCGAAAGUUGUAGUUCAUUAAGAAAAAAACGAAAAAAAAAAGUCGUCAAAAAGUUUGAUUGCCGCACAGUUGUGAAUACUUACCCAGGGUUUGAAGUACUGCUCUGAAGGCAAUGGACACCUGUAAAAGAUGUGUUGGUGGCUGUCAGAGGCUCGCUCUGUUUGUGGACUUGAGCAGCGGAACGCGACAAUGUCCUGCGCCUCUGUAUUGCUCGCACCCCUUUUUCGGCUUCGUUCCAGUCUUGCCACAGAAAUCGAUCCACCUGUCCUCACCUCGCUGUAUCGCCUUCUGCAUUAAGUAUUCUUUCGAAGCCCAAAACUUCAACUAA